Messenger RNA from Anguilla rostrata (American eel), 5323 nucleotides. It is a transcript of the gene eva1ba, whose product is annotated as eva-1 homolog Ba (C. elegans). The transcript has 5 exons. Lineage: Eukaryota; Metazoa; Chordata; Actinopteri; Anguilliformes; Anguillidae. The record is from RefSeq and is a predicted model, not a curated record. The coding region runs from base 867 to 1370 and encodes 167 amino acids.
AGUGAAGCCGGGAGAGAGAGAGAGAAACAGAAAGAGAAAGAGAGAGAGAACUCUGUUACUCUGUUUCUUUCACUCAAGAGGAAGUUACCACCUCUGCAAGGACUCUCCUGAAGAACUCUUCCUCCCUGAAUCUUCAGGCAACAGGAACCCCCCCCCACCCCCAAACAACAACCUUUGCUCACUCUGGACCCCCGCCCCCCACCCCCUCCUCAAAACAUCAGGGAGCCCUGAAAGCAACUGAAACAGGAAAAGAGAGAGAAGAUCGUUGUUAUUUUUUCUUUUUGUUUUUCCUCUCCGGGGAGAGUCCUUGCGCGGUUCUUUAUCUGCAGAGGAGUGUUUGAUUGGUCCCCUGGAGAGACUCCUGAGGAACAGGCUCCUGGGCUGGACUGCGUGUCUCUCUGACAGAAGCGACCAGCGGUGACACAAACGCCCCGCUGUCCUGCAGCCGAUGCCUCUGCGAUGCCGCUGGACUCAGGUUGCAUGCUAGACUGAGGGAAACAAAGAACCAUUCUGAUCUCUAAACAUCCCAGUCUAAUUAAGCCCAGAGCAAACACAGCUCUCUCUCUGCACCUACUCCAAACCACCACCAAGAGCGGAGGGAGCUCCACCAAUCAGAAAGGGGGGUGGCAACAAACAAAUGCUGAUGGUUGAUUGGUGGAUAUACUUCAGGAUACCCUGUAGGGACCUAAUUAGAGCGGCCAAAUGAGCUGAGGACGGAACGAUCCACAGAGGCGAACAGAAAAAACACAAAAGAAAGAAGGACCGAGAGAAAGAGAGAAGCUCUCCAUCCACACCUCCAAUCACGCCAUGACCCGGGACUGAACUGCUACCCUCUGUUAUUUGUGGUGUGAGAGCGUGAGACAGACAUGGACGUUAAGCGGAAAGACAUGGCCCUCCUGAGCAACAGCAUCGCUGCCUACGCUCACAUCAAAGCGAACCCCGAGAGCUUCGGGCUGUACUUUGUGAUCGGGGUGUGCUUCGGCCUGGUGCUGACCCUCUGCCUGCUGGUGAUCCGCAUCUCCUGCAAGCCCCGCACCGCCACCGCCGCCGCCGCCGCCUCGGCCCCGCCCGAGAAGAAGCGGCUCAAGAGCUUCGGCGACGAGGAGGAGGAGGACUUCAGCGAGGAGGACGAGGAGGAGGAAGAGGACGAGGCGGAGGCGCCCGUCAGCCCCGUCACCGAGGUUCCCGUGGGCAACCACAGCCAGUCGGACGGCGCGCUGGGCGUCAACGUCUUCACGUCCGCCGAGGAGCUGGAGCGGGCCCAGAGGCUGGAGGAGCGGGAGAGGAUCAUCCGGGAGAUCUGGAGGAACGGCCAGCCCGACAUCCUGGGCUCGGGCACGGGCACCAUCGGGCGGGUCCACUACUACUAACCACCCCCCGACCCCCUGACCUUUGACCCCUGGUGCUCUCUGACCACAACAUUCAUCAGCAGGGGGGGGAGGUACUCGUCAGAGUCAUUGAGAUAUCAUGAUGCGGGCAUCAUCCAGAGCGUUGACCUCCCGACUUCCUGCUCCCUCCUGCCCCCUGCAGGCAAACAGGGUUACAGCAGUUGGGUGGCCCCGAGAUGGCAAACCAUCUUAGUUCCAGCGGCUGAUGGUCUCUCUGAAUUUCACCCAGACUUUAACCCCACGUGGUGUUGCAUCCAUGGCAUAUGGUAUCAAGAACAGCAUACUUGCGAUGUCUUUCCCUUGAGGUCUACAGGGGAUUUCAGUAUUUCAUUUGGAGUUGUGAACCGUCACACAGGAACACCAUGCAUAACACAUAAAUUCAGCGGACUUUAAUGGUCCACAACAUGGAGAAGCUCUGAGACCACCUUGGGUGUCCCUGGAUCUACGGUUGGAUUGGUGGAAAUUAGGGAAGGUGCCUUAGAAGUUUCUGUUUUUUUUUCUCCAGACUGUGUUUGUGUUUUUUUCAGACUGUGGCACAUUGCUUUCAAGUCUGAAAAUCAUGCGGUCGACAUUCUCUGAUGUUCUCAAAGAAGACCCAGCCUUUUUUAUUGUUGUCAUUGUUGUUUUUUUGUAAGCUUGAAUCAAAGUUAUGUUUGGACUUGCAAUACUUAAUGCUUACUGAAGUUGGGGGAUGGCUUGCUUACCAUGUUGUAGAAUGGUUUCCAUCCUCGUUUGUGUGCAAGAAAGACAUGGAGAUAUCUAGGACCUAUAUUUUUAAGACAUUCAACCAUGUGGCCUUUGUUUUUAGUCACAAAUCUUGGGACAGAAUAGUUUUAAAAAAACAUAUACAUCUGAACACCUGAAAACCAAAGCAAAUUCUAAUUUGUGCAAUAACAGCUGUCCUACUUGUACAUUCAGAAAGAAUAUAUAUUCAUUGUUGUAUUUUUAUACUUUACAGAUUAUGAAAUUGCACGAGAUAAGGUUAUAUUGUUACACUAUCUAUUUCUGAACCAUUAGUUCAUUUUUUUCCUUCAUAAAACUGCCAAAAUUGUUGGGUACAUACUGCAGAUUAGUAUGAGAUGAACAUCUCAAUUAAUACUUUGUGAAAGGAUGAUACAACUUUUUAAGGUUCAAUGAAGAGGCAAUCAAGGACAGAUUGAUCGAUGACAGAUAUAUUAAAAUUACAUCAGCAUUGUUAAAAGUAGCCUGAAAUCAAACCCUUGCCAUGGUAAAUUGAGGUUUCAUGGAGGCUAUGACGGUUGGUUACACUGUGUUGUCAAUCACUGACUUCUGGAACAAAAGAAAUGACCAACAACAGCAAAACAACAAUACGAUAGGUUUACAUCGCCGAACACAUGCUAGCUUGUUCACUUUGGGUGGUUUGUGAAGACUCUCUUCCAUAACAGGAGAGCAGUCUUGGAGUCGGCCAGAUGCACUAUAAGAAGAUCCGCGAGCUGGCGUGUUUGUUGUUCUGGAGCUGGACGGUGACAGCGUGAGGGAGAUGUUGAGGAGAGAGAGAGCAGUCCAGCACGGAACGCUCAUCUCAGGGAAACUGAGGUCUAUUCUCCUUGGGGUCAGCUCUCGUGGCUCCAGCUCAAGCAAACAACAGCUGGGGCCGAACAGACCUCAGAAACCGGCACAUUCCAGCCACUCUCCUCUAAAGUUUAUUCCAAAAUGACUCUUUAAAAAAAAAAAUAAAAAAUAAAUAAAAUAAAAUAAAAUUAGGAUCUUCAAUUUCCCUUUUGGAUCACAGUCAGACAGACCCUUUUUCUUGGAGGGCUUGCAAGAGAGAGAACGAAAAUAUUUUCCCAGCCAGAAGAGUAUUUAUAGAUAGUCGUUGGCCCUUAUCCUCAACCCCACUGUCCUAGUGUUCGCACAGAGGAAGAUAAAACGCAUGUAGUUGCAAUAAAGCCUUUGGAUUCCUGGGCACCUCUGCUCAUUUUCGAUCCCAGGGUGAGACACUUAUCAAUUAGCCUUCUAUUUAGCUUGGCACUUCCAGUGUCUUCAAAAUUCACAUAAACAUUGGAGUGUAGAGAAAGACUGACGAGAACAUACAAACUGAAGUGCGUACGGACUAUUGAAAUGCGUAUAAUGCUUGAAAUGAUUGUAGACACUGAACGACUUCCAUUUGUGAAGGCAAAAUGUUGGCAUUGCUUUCAGAAAACCAAGCCAAGGCACCUUUGAACUGAAGGAAAACAAAUUUCAAACUUACUUCUAAAAGCACAGGCCAAGAUGUGUACUCUGAGAAGACUCAGACAUGCUUUGAGUAACCGCAGUAGUGUCUGCAAACAGCCCUGACCACAGUGGCAUAGCCGAUCCGGUUUGGCCACAUGAAACCAAGUCAACUGCUUCAGAAUCAGUGGGAUAGCAUGACCUUAACUGGCACCUUGUUAAACAGAGUAAGCCACUGCUGCAUUCUUGACUAAAGCCUCUGGUCGUAUACACACUCGUGUCUGUUUGACAACUCCGUGAACCAAAACCACCUCUAGGCCAGGGGUCCGGGGCUGGUGUGAGGUCUGCCUUUUUGUUUCUGUUUUUAUUUUAACCUUUGAAUUAAUUUCAGGCUUUUCUGCGCUCAGAGAAAUCUCCCAGCCCAUCACCAUGGGGUCACCUGAGCAUGCUCAAACAGGCCUGGAGGCUAAACGCUGACGGAGUUUACACUGAGAACAAAAAGGGGCUCGAGCUCUCCAACAAUUGUCCGAGCGCAGGCAUGCAAAAAAAACGUACGCAUCAGCAAAACGGCCUGCACUCCCCAAAAUGACAAAGUGGUUUUUUUUUUGGCUCUAGAACUGACGGCUCUCCACGCUCCCCGUCGUUUUUAAACAGUGCUCGUGACCCCAUGUGCCGUUGUCACUCACCAAACGCUGACUGGCGAGGGAACAGUCAACAGCCUGAGGCCGGUCAGAGUACACGCUGUUCUUACGGAGACCGAAAGAGGGCAAGUUUUCUUGGGUCAAAGCCUAAUAAAGCCUGAGCUACGGAGGGAGGGAGGGAGGGAGGGAGGGAGGGAAGGAAGGAGAGCCCUGCUCGCCCGUUUGUCCAGUACACUUCCUGUAUAAGGCAGUAGACAAAAAAAAGCUCUCUGCAUAUGUGUUCGUGAAAAUCCACCACCCCCUGUUUCGGGCAUCUGUUGCAGAGAGAGGUUCCAGGGCUUCAGCUGUCAAAGAGCUGUCAAUUACUUCAUCGUUGAAUUGAGGACUGGAUUAUUACGCGGCUCAAAAUCAUCAGAUCGGUUAGUGUAAGUCAGUGAUUGACAUGUCCAGCUAAUUGUGGGGUUCAUACAUCUUCCUUUUCCCAUCACUAGUAAUGAAGAACUAAACCUGUUGCCUUUCUACCUAUGGUAGACUUUUAAAAAAGUGUUGACUCGAAAGCUUGAUGUCAGGUUAGCUCACAUAAAAAAGCACAAAUUUCUCUGGGCCGAUCGUUAGAGGUUCUUGGUGCUAGCAGUGAAAACCGUGUGCAAUGCGUGUAAGGAUCAGCUUUUAUUGUGCUCGACAUUUCCAUGCGAGGGAGUAUCUCCUCGAAGCCAGGAGUGUCAGCUGGAUGUUCCAUUCCAGGUUUUGAUUUUGAGAAUUUAACCUCAUUAUUUAUGACCAAACAUGAGUCUUAGGGGGAUUCUUCUCUAAACACUUGGACCAAUGCAGGAAUGAACCUCUAAGAUUCCCAGCUGAAUUUCUGUAGAAAAUAAGGAUGGAUGUGAAAAUGUCAGACUAUUAAAAAAAAAAAAAAAUAACAGAAAAUGCAUUAUUUAUAAGUGUGCAUCAUAUCACCUGCAAGUGUAUGCUGAGAUAUGUAAAUAUUUAAGUGUACAUUUACAAUUCAUGUUACCAGGUAGAUAUACACUAUGUUUUUUGUACAUAUGAACAUGACUAUUGGACCGCUUGUUUUUUGCCAUAACAUUCUGAAUAAAUGCAUAUGAUGUAAAAGGUUUUAAA